This is a messenger RNA of Daphnia pulicaria, 1427 nucleotides long. Its product is annotated as interleukin enhancer-binding factor 2 homolog. Bases 132 to 1367 code for a protein of 411 amino acids. The record is from RefSeq and is a predicted model, not a curated record. NCBI's taxonomy places the organism in Eukaryota, Metazoa, Arthropoda, Branchiopoda, Diplostraca, Daphniidae. The transcript has 8 exons.
UGAGCACUGCAUCCAGCUCCAGCUGAGUUUCGUGGCAUUUCGUAGAUGUUGUCUGCUUUGAUAGGUCGAUUCUGCUUUGAAUUUGGUCGCCUUAUUGCUGCUUUUGCAAAAGUAUUUAAACGAGAAUCAUCAUGCGUGGAAAUUUUCGUCGAAAUUCUCGUAUGUUACGUCGCGGCGGGGCCGGUCCGAUAUUGAUGGGAGGAAGACCAAUGCAUCAUAUGUCCGGCUUUAAACCUCGUCCUCAUAUUCUUCGAAUGCCGUUUGAUAUGUUUGUUUCUGAAUCAUUUUACCCACGACUCAAACCCCAACCUGAUGAUAAAGAUCUCACUCAAGCUUUGUUGAAACGGCAUGCUGAGCUUGUCCCUCCUGCCAACGAGCAGACUUCCAUUCAGUGUCUUCUUCUCAAAGUACAGGGGAUUCUUGAAGGACUUACUGUGGCCCCAGGAUCCUUUGAAGCUUGCCAAUUGGAAGAAGUGAGGAUUGUUGGAUCCUUUAAAAAGGGAACAAUGGUCUGUGGGCACAAUGUGGCUGAUCUUGUCGUCAUUUUGAAAACUCUUCCAACACAUGAAGCUAUUCGUUCCCUUGGGGCCAAAAUCUUGGAGGAGGUGCAGAAGCAACAAGCACAAAUAAAUCAUGAACUUGAGAUAACUGACCGAGGUUUUAACAUUCUCAGCGUGACUCCUCCUGAAAAUACAAAAGCGGUCGUUCGAGUUUUAAUUACAACUAUCGGCCGCAACUUUAGGCUCAUCAGCUCAUCAAUGCAUCUAGACAUGAAAUAUCUCCAGUCUCACUUAGCUGCCGUCCGACACAGCCGAUGGUUCGAAGAAAAUGUUAACCACACAUCAGUUAAAGUCCUGAUUCGCUUAUUGCGUGAUAUGAGGACACGCAUAAAAGGACUUGAACCAUUGAGCCCAUGGAUGAUCGACCUUCUGGCUCAUUUUAGCGUACUCAACACCCCUAAUCGACAAGCAUUGUCCGUCAAUCUAGCGUUCCGCCGUGUCAUUCAACUUUUGUCAGCUGGAUUCUUUCUCCCGGGCUCUUGUGGAAUACUUGAUCCUUGUGAGGUGGGAGCCAUUCGCGUUCACAUGGUAAUGACGAUGGAACAGGAAGACUUACUUUGUCGUACCGCCCAGAAUCUCCUGCGGAUUCUUUCUCAUGGAGGCUACAACGCCAUUCUCUGUCUUGAUCAGAAAAAUGUGGAUCCUACUGCUGAAUUGUCUGUAUGGAACGGCAUCGUCGUCACCCCUCAGGACAGUGUCUACGAUUCAACACUAUACGAUAGGAAAACCGGCGAGGAACCCGAAGACGAGGAAGUUGAAGAAGUUGAAGCCCCUACAACAGAGAAAGAAGCCGAUUCUGCCAUCUAAAGAUUUGAUGUUUCCGUGUAUUGACUUUCGGUGUGAACAACAAUGACUAGUUUGGUUCAA